This is a messenger RNA of Arachis duranensis, 896 nucleotides long. Its product is annotated as actin-depolymerizing factor. Lineage: Eukaryota; Viridiplantae; Streptophyta; Magnoliopsida; Fabales; Fabaceae. The coding region runs from base 134 to 571 and encodes 145 amino acids. The transcript has 3 exons. The record is from RefSeq and is a predicted model, not a curated record. Gene Ontology annotation, molecular function: actin filament binding. Gene Ontology annotation, cellular component: actin cytoskeleton; cytoplasm. Gene Ontology annotation, biological process: actin filament depolymerization.
AAAUUUCCCCGUUCGGUGGCUGCUUUUUUCCCUGUGUUGCUCGCUCGCUCGCUCGCUCUCGCUCUCUCUCUCUCUCUCUCUCUCUCAACCCACCUUACUUUGUUCUUCCUUUCUCGUUCUUGACUGCGCAACCAUGGCUUUCAGGAUGGGAGGGGGGAAUGCCUCAUCCGGCAUGGGCGUUGCUGAACAUAGUGUAAGCACAUUUCUGGAACUGCAGAGGAAGAAAGUGCACCGUUAUGUGAUUUUUAAAAUUGACGAGAAUAAGAAAGAGGUUGUGGUUGAAAAGACUGGAGGCCCUGCUGAGAGCUAUGACGAUUUCACCGCAUCCUUGCCUGAGAACGAUUGUCGAUAUGCUGUGUACGACUUCGAUUUUGUGACAGCUGAGAACUGUCAAAAGAGCAAAAUCUUUUUCAUUGCAUGGUCCCCUUCGGUAGCUCGUAUUCGUGCUAAAAUGCUUUAUGCAACAUCGAAGGACAGGUUCAGGAGGGAGCUGAAGGGCGUCCAUUACGAGAUACAAGCAACGGACCCAACAGAGAUGGAUCUUGAAAUCCUUAGAGAGCGCGCGAACUGAGCAUCUACCCAAGCCUAGAGCUUGUCUUGUGUCUAGGUAAUGUAGUUUAGGGUAUCUGAAGCCUUAAGGGAAUGAUAUUGACUAAUUCCCUCAAGUCACUAUGGUCUUUGUUUGUUUUGACACAAUUACUUAUCAAGUAAAUAAUAACCUACACCUGUGAAGGCUGAUUAGGGUUUCCUUUCUUAGAAACCCCCAUUGCAGGGGGGAACUAGAGCUCUUCCUUACUACUUCCAUGAUGCUUCUCAGGUGCAGAGUUAUACAUACCAUUAUGGAUAUUGAAAAUUUGACUUGUACUCUCUAUCAAAGACUUGUACUCUAUUCAUCA